GGCCGAGGGUGGUGCCCCACCCCGCACCAGCUUAUAGCCCUCGCCCAGGCUGUGGCAGCCUGGCAAGGAGGAGGCGACCCGGCCGGUCGGAGCUGGUUUGUUAGAGAGGUGCGCAGCGCUGGGGGAGCCUGGCGAGGAGGCGGCGGCGACUGGCGGGGGCCGGGUCCAGGGCGCUGGUGUGGCCAGAGAGACUCCCAGUGGUCCUGUGGAAGCGAAUCACGCAGGCUGCUCCCCAGCCAUCUUUCCCGGCGCCCGCAUCCUGCCUUCGAUGGUUAGGUCUGGCGAUUUCAGGCGGCAGGAUGCAUCUGUAAGAGGAGCGGCUUGAGAAAAAGUUGAGCAAGAAAAUAGCGUGGAUUUCUGGAGGUUCUUAUAGAAAUCUGGAGAUAGCUGUUGACUUUGAAUUUCGUUAAGAAAGAGGACCAAAACUGUUAAUCAGGAUCCAAGGUCUGCCUGUGAUUUCAGCUGUAUGGCUCAUUAACACUGGAAGCAAAAGGAAGGAGGAAAAUCAGUGUAGGUCUAUCUCCAGCGGUGGCUGUAGUAGCCUUGUAGUGGCAGAAGAUUAUCACUUUCAACAGGUCUGCACUUAGGAACCAUCGUCUUUCCUCAGUCUUGAGUGCCUCUGCCUCCUGCAGGUAUCAUUGACAGAGGCUUUGUGUUUGGAAAGGGGACUGUGUGACUACUAAACUGGCAAUUGACUUUAACUCUUGCUAAAAGUUUCUCUCUGACUGAAUGAAAGUGUGUCAAGACACGACCUGGGACACAUUGACAACCAAAGCCCUGACUCAAUAGGGUUAUUGAUAUAACUGGAUUUUAACCAUGACUAGGAGUAGAAACAAGGCCAAAACUGAAAAGACAACUGGUGUGGAAGCUAAAACAAAGAGGGAGGCUACUGGCAUAGUCAGACCUGUAGCCAGGACCCAGGCUAAAGCAGUAGCCAAUCCAGGGCUUCAGGCAAAUGCAGUGGCAGAGAUGAAGGCAGUAUCUAAGAACAAGAUUGUUACUGAGAUGAAAGGAGGAGUCCUGGCAAAUUUCAGUCCCAAAGGUGAAGAUGAGGCCACUCGAGUAUCUCAGUGUUCUGUGGCUGGGGCUAGUGCCAACUCCAGGUCCACAUGUAAAGAUGAGGCUGGUAGUGAUGCCUGGUUCUGGGCUGGGGAAGAGACUAGUGUUGGUCCCUGGUUUUGGAAUGAAGAAGAGACUGGUAAUUAUUCCAGUGCCAAGGAUGAAGGUAAAGUUGCUGUUGCUACUCCACUCUGUACUGAGAAAGAGCCUGUGGCCGGGGCCACCUGUAAGGCUAGGCCAGGGGCUGAAGAGGAAGAAGAGACUGUUAUUGGGAACUGGUUUUGGGAUGGCGAUGAAACUAGUUUUGACCCUAAUCCUAAACCUGUGAGCAGGAUAGUUAGGCCCCAACCUGUGAUAGAAAUUAAUGAAAAAAAUAGGCCCAAGGACUGGUCCGAGGUAACUGUCUGGCCCAAAGCCCCUGCUGUAACUCCAGCAGUGUUAGGAUUUAGAUCCCAAGUUCCAUCUGAGAUAAGGCCUCCUUCAUAUAUUGUCCUGGCCUCAGCUGAGGAAAAUUCUCAACCUUUGCCUGGGGCAACAGUGAGUUUUUCUAAGAGCACACCUUCAUGCUUACAGUCUAUCCAGGAGUACCCAUUUGGUUCUGAUCCUUGCGUUCAGACCAUAGAGGAGAUUAGACGCCAAAUCAGGAUCAGGGAGAUGAAUGGGAUUAAGCCAUUUGCUUGCCCUUGCAAAAUAGAAUGCUACAUGAAUUCUGAGGAAUUUGAAAAACUUGUUACUUUACUUAAGUCAACUACUGAUCCUCUCAUUCAUAAAAUAGCUCAAAUCGCAAUGGGCAUUAUUAAUGUUAAUCCGUUUGUCCAAGAGUUUAUUAAUGAGGUAGGUGUAGUGACGCUUAUUGAAAGCUUGCUCAGUUUUCCUUCCUCUGAAGUGAGAAAAACAGCUGUAAUUACACUGAAUCCUCCUUCUGGGAAUGAAAGACACCGCAAGAUUGAAUUACAUGUUAAACAUAUGUGUAAGGAAACCAUGUCUUUUCCCUUGAACUCACCUGGACAGCAGUCUGGCUUAAAAAUACUAGGGCAACUGACUACAGAUUCUAACCAUCACCAUAUUGUAGCCAGUUACUUUUCAGAGCUUUUUAAUUUGCUUUCCCAGGGAAAUUGUAAAACCAGAAAUCUUGUUUUGAAAGUACUUUUGAAUAUGUCUGAAAACCCAGUUGCAGCCAGAGACAUGAUCAAUACAAAGGCAUUAGCAGCAUUAAAACUAAUCUUUAACCAGAAAGAAGCAAAAGCCAAUCUUGUUAGUGCCGUGGCCAUAUUUAUUAACAUAAAGGAGCAUUUCAGAAAGGGCUCAAUUGUGGUUGUCAAUCACUUGAGUUAUAGUACACUCAUGGCCAUUUUCCGUGAUGUUAAAGUGAUUAUUGAAACAAUGUAGAAUGAGCCAGAAAAAAAAAAACAGAACAAUCUCCAAACUCUAAUUUUCAGUUCUCAAAGCCUUGCGUAAUACUUCAUGUAUUUCAUUGUGUCCAUUAUAAAUUACAUCUUUAACAAUAUUACCUGUGACAGUCUCUAGGUUUCAGAUAGACCAUUUAGGGGGUCAAAUAAAUACUACAUCGUGAGUUAAAAAUGCUUGUUGAUUUUUAUCUUGUGUAGAUGGGGCACUACUCAGUAUUUUACUUAAGAAAUUAAUGAACCUGUUUAUCCUGAGUAAGCUAACUUGUUCAUAUCUGCUUAGAUCCAUUCGUGGUUUUAAAUGGCGCAAAAAAAAAAGCCUUAAAUUUAGAAUCUAGUUGCAGAAAUAAGGCAUAUAUACACAAAAAGAUAACUAACUGAUUAUACAUAUAUUCACACUCUCACAUAUUGCAAAAUGUACACUAUCAAUAUGUAAGGAAGGUAGGGGUUUCUAUAAGCUGUUCAGUGUAAGAAUUGCUAUUUCUCUUAUCCCUGCAUUGCAUAACUUAAUUCUUCAACACAGAAAUGGCCCUGACUCCUAGAUAAAUGUAAUAUUCAUUUUCAAAUGUUGCUACUACAUUUAUAACUCAUUCUUAGGCUAUUUAGUUUAUGUCAAGUCAUCUCACAGAAGAGAAAGGAGGUAGGUAUACAGAGGAAACAUUUCCUGAGUGCCUGCUCUUAUGUCAAAUACUGUGUUGGCACUAUACUUCACAGGUUUCUAUUCCUGUCUUCCCACAGUGGUCCUGUGAGCUAGGUAAUGAUACACACACACACACCAUCAUAUUGGAUCACCUCUAAUGAGAAUUAGGGAGGUUAAAUACUUUUUCCUAGAUUCCCAUAGCAGGCAGGUGGCAUAUCUGUUUUUGUCUGGUAAUAAAACCCAUUCACUGUACUACCUUACGGUCCAAACAUUUUAUUAGGUAGUGGCCUUGGAGACUCAGUGUCUGGUUUUAAUGAUUCAGUGUGCUGUAGAUAAUGUCCCUGCCAGUCUUGCAAUUCUUCAUUUCUUCCAAAUGCACAUGUCCACUAAGCAUUUGGCUAUACGUGUUUGGGGUCAGGAGAAAAGUCUGGGUUCAGUGUGUGGAUAUGAAUUGGCAGUGUCUGGAAAACAGUAGGUACCCAAAAUUGUUGAAUAAGAUGUAAAUUUGGACUCAUCAGCAAGUGAAAUAUGUUAUAUAUCUGUAUCUUUUCACAAUCUGAUUAUACUUUUUUUCAAAGAACUGGAAUCAUUCUGUAUAUUGUUUCACAUAUUACAUUUAAAAAUAAUUACUACUUCUUUGGAACGUCAUCUUUUUACCAUUUAUAAUUUUUCCUAUUUCAUGUGCAUGCCAUGAAAUUUCAAAAGGCUCCAUCUUUUACUACUAGUCUAGUCCAUUUUCUGCUUUUGUACCAACUAAAACUACAAGGUAAACUUUGUUGGAAAAAUUUUGACCCAGUUGUAGCUUUAUCAACACAGGAAAACCGGGAGACAAGCUGCUGUCUCAUCUGACAUAGUAGUGAUUCCUGCAAGUCUUUGCGGUUCAGAAAACAUCCCCAGGACUUUUGGAUUAUUGGAUGUGUUCUCCAAGGCUCAUGGUAGGAAUUAUAAUCCCUGGUCUGAGCUGAAGAGAAUGUCUGUUUGUGAAAAUAAUAGGUUAUGUGCUUUGAACUUCCUACAUAGUUUAGAAACUAACACAAGAUCUUACUGUAAAUACUGUUUGUAACUUGCUUCCCUCUGCCACCAUCUGUGUAUCGUGAACAUCUUUUCAUGUUAAUAAAGAUGCUUCUGCAACAUA
Messenger RNA from Phyllostomus hastatus (greater spear-nosed bat), 4240 nucleotides. RefSeq names its product basic helix-loop-helix family member b9 (gene GPRASP3). NCBI's taxonomy places the organism in Eukaryota, Metazoa, Chordata, Mammalia, Chiroptera, Phyllostomidae. Bases 817 to 2448 code for a protein of 543 amino acids. The transcript is spliced from 5 exons. The record is from RefSeq and is a predicted model, not a curated record.